Messenger RNA from Trifolium pratense (red clover), 891 nucleotides. RefSeq lists its product as uncharacterized. NCBI's taxonomy places the organism in Eukaryota, Viridiplantae, Streptophyta, Magnoliopsida, Fabales, Fabaceae. Bases 1 to 681 code for a protein of 226 amino acids. The record is from RefSeq and is a predicted model, not a curated record. The transcript has 3 exons. Gene Ontology annotation, molecular function: nucleic acid binding; zinc ion binding.
AUGAGGUAUCAAUUCAAAGAGAUAGCGAUUAGACCAAGAAAUGACCACCCUAGCAAGCAUGUGAGCAACCAUAUUCGUUUGUCGCUUAAUAGACUUCACACCUCAAAGUCUGAAUCACUUGCUGGUCUUCCACCAGAACUUGACUCAGUUCGCAAUCAAAUUUUAUCUAGUGCUACUGUCCCGUCAUACGACACUGUUUGCGAGCAGCUACUGCGUCUCUCAGCUCCUACUCCAGCCGCUAUUCCGGUGUCCACUUCUCUCAAUGUGCCUGUUGACUCUACUGCACUUGUCUCAAAUUACUAUCAACGAGGUGGCAGAGGCGGAGGACGUGGAAAUAAUCGACAUCGAUCCCGCUGUACCUUUUGCAACCGUAUUGGCCACAUUGAAGUAGAGUGCCGAACAAAAGCUAAUCAAUUGCAGCCCAAAGUUGUGAAUGUUGCUCAAAUUGAAGCCUCUAACACCGGUGGUCAAGUCUCCCUUUCUACCGCAGAGUAUAAUGAGUAUCUCAAACUGAAGGCACAAAUGCAAACUACUGCACCGGUUGCCUCUGUUUCUCAGAAUGGUAAUCCCAUUGCUUUUGUUUCACAAUCUUCUUCACUUGGACCUUGGAUCCUUGACUCAGGCGCCUCUGAUCAUAUGUCCGGAUCGAAGUACUGGGACGAUGAUUGGAGUAGGGCAUGAGUCUCAUGGUUUAUAUUAUCUCUCAACACCUACACUGCCAAUUGCUUGUUCAGCCGUCGAGUCUUCACAUAUUGUUCACCAACGUUUGGGUCAUCCUAGCCUCCAGAAGUUGCAUCUUAUGGUUCCAAGUUUAUCAAAAGUGUCUAACUUAGAGUGUGAGUCGUGUCAAUUUGGGAAACAUGCUAGGAGUUUCUUUCCCGACAGAAUCAA